AUGAAUCCGUCGAGCCCCGACAAGAGCUUUGUACGCAGGGAGAAUGCGGAUAACAUGUAUGGCUACGAACACCAUACCCCAACGACUCCUUGCAGGAAAGUUGAGCGUGAACGACACGAAAUGAUGCCACGGCUUCCACAACGCAGUUCCGAUAUAGGGUUUGCCUCAGAAGAGUUCUCGGGCACAAAUUGCCCGCCAAUGUCUCCAGAUCGGGUUGCGCGUAAACAGCGAUCAAUCAGUCGCCGCGGAGGCGCAUGCUACGCGACGCUCCUUCAGAGCGCCGUACAAGCAUCUAUGUCUUCGUUUGAUCCCACAGGCUCCGAUGGUGAAACCGACGCCCUUGGGACAAGCUUUGUAUCGCUGGGUAGUAUGUUCCUUCAAGACGGACCCGCUAGUCCCCGUAAGAGGGUGAGAAGGUUACAAGACAAGAAGGACAACGAAGACGCGAUCGAGUACGCCAGCGACCUACUCGGUAGUCUCUGCGUUGGGCCCGUCGACGACGCUUCUGAAGAAACAAAAGCCUCCAGCAGCAUCGGUGAACGAAAGCCUCCAGUCCGCAGAGUCUCUCGUCGAACGUCCUACGAUAGUCGUGUUUCUGAUGGGACAGACUUCGAAUUUGAUGGGUCGUGAGACCGCUACUUUUGCAAAUUUACUGUUCAUAGUUUGCGCUCAUCCGAAACUAAGCUACCCGGGAUGGAUGAACAGAUCCGCGGAAGGGAAUGAACGCGCACUAGGUCAUGAUCUAGGCUACGAAAUGCGUCAACAUAUAAUCUAUAGAUGCUGAGUGGAUAUGUGC
Molecule: messenger RNA, 796 nt
Organism: Phaeodactylum tricornutum CCAP 1055/1
Lineage: Eukaryota; Bacillariophyta; Bacillariophyceae; Surirellales; Neidiaceae
Exons: 1
Coding region: 1-630 (209 amino acids)
Source: RefSeq, a predicted model, not a curated record